AUGUUGUCAAAUUCUAGAGACCAUUCUAAGUACCAUGCCCCAGUUGCUGUCUACUGUUGGAGCAUUCCCAAAUUCAAACCCAGACACACAGCUCUAUGAGGCGCAAUUGUUGAUUUGAACUUGCAGUUUUGUGGCAGCAGCUGGACUACUGAAGAAGUCUUGAUGCAGGACCCCCAAGAGAAGGAUGUGAGCAGCGUUGCCCUGGAAACCAUUCCGAUUGAGAACAAGCUAAAGAUGAGGAGGACACCUGAGGGCCUGUUAGCAUCGCGGAGCGGCCUAAUUGACUGCAGUGACCCUCAGGGGGCUACCAUGAAGCCAGUAGUUUCCAGGUCAGCUUCCCAGAGUUGCCUGGUAACCUCUGAGCCCAUGCCUCCCAUCCAGAACAGGCGUCCUUCUUCAGAGCCCAGCAGGGUGAGCAACGGAGAGCUGGAGCAUGGGGAAAAUGGCACCAGCUGUGAUGACAGCGAUGGGAAUAACGAGCAGCCAGUGUCAGACGGAAAAGGAUAUAAUGCUUCCCUGCCACCCUUGUAUUGCAGUGGGGAUGGGAAGAAGUCACUGGGAGUGGUUUUAAUUCCCCCUAUCCCCAAGUCAGAGAGACCAUCUGAAGGGGAUCCUGGCAGCGAAGCAGUGUCUCUCCCAAGCUCCCCCAAGGACCUGGUUUUCCAAGAGACCCUGGAGAUGAGGCCAAGAUCAGGUAGCGGAAGUGAAGAUGCAACUCUUCAAUAUCUAGAGCUCCAGAGUGUGCAGCCCGUCUUGCCUCUUCUCCAGCAUCAUGCUUUUGGAGGCAUGAAGCCUGCUGGACAUUUAUGUGAACGUGUGCCCCAGCUAACAGGCUUCCCUCUCAGCCAGGCCAACAAGAUGGACUAUCCCGUGAACCCUCCCCUUCUGAGUGAUGACGACUUGAAGGACAGCAAUGGAAGGAUCCAUAUUAUCUUGUCAAAAUCAGCUCAGAAGAAAAUACACCAGAAGCGAAUGAGAGAGUUGGCACUUCUGCGUAGAGAGAGGGAGAAAGAGAGAGAAAAGUCUUUGCACCUCACUAGACACAGUGGUGACCCUGAGGAUGCAACCAAAGAAAGCUUUGUUCUACCGCCUAUCAAUGGGACAGCUUCCGUUUCCCAUAACAUGAGCAAUAUACGCAGAGAGCGUGCUGGUACUGCCCUGAGGAAGCGGGUCAACAGGCCCUCACUGCCCAGCAUCCCCAUCAUCAGCCAGGGUGGCAGCUUCCCGCGCAGCUCCUCAGCAAAUUCACUGUCGACCAUUGGUCUGGACUUCCUGGAGUGGGGAGAUGAGACAGAGUGUGGGGACACCCAGGAAGUCAGACCCUUCCCUAACCCACAGCAGGGGCUGCUCAACGCGCUCACAUGGCUCAGCAGUGAUGACUGGCAGCAGAAGGCGAAGGCGCUCUUCAGCAUCAGACGCCUGGCUAUCUGCCAUUUACAAGUCCUUCUCUGCCGACGUCAUGAUGUUUCCCUGGCAGUUUGCAAAGAGGUGAACAACCUCCGCUCGAAGGUGUCUCGCUUUGCCAUCAGCACUCUUGGAGAGCUCUUCAGGACCGUGAAGAAUCACAUGGACCACGAGGUGGAUGAGGUUGUUCGGGUCUUGCUCCAGAAGAUGGGGGACUCCAGCGAGUUCAUUCAGAAAGCAGCCAAUCGAUCCCUGGGGAUCAUGGUGCAGAGUGUGACUCCUGCACGAGCAAUGACUGCUCUCAUGGCUAGUGGAAUCCAGCACCGCAAUGCCCUGGUGCGGAAGUGUGCGGCCGAACACCUACUGACUGCAAUGAAGCAAAUUGGAGCCGACAAGCUCCUCUCGGGCACACGUGAUAGUAUAGAGCUGCUGGUGCGCAAGCUGGUGAAGCUUGCUCAGGACUGUCAUCAGGAUACAAGGUGUUAUGGACGGAAGAUGCUGAAGAUACUGAUGAGUCAUCGAAAAUUUGAUAAGUAUUUGAAACAGUCAGCCCCCUCACGUGACUUGGAAGAUGUUAUGGCAACAAUUAAGCAGAAAGGAAUAGAUGACCAUAAAUAUGGACCUCCAUCUGCCAAGGACCACAGAAAGCCUAGGAACAGUGGCUUGACAAUGCCCCAGGACAACCUGACUACUAAUAGCGGUUUGAGGUCUGGCUCUGAUGUACAUGUUUUACCCCAUGAGACAAUCCAUUGUGUGUCAUUUCGGACUGCGGAAGAGACUGAGCAGCUCAAAGAGCUUAUCAGGCUCCUGACAGCUAAAGACUUCCAGACACGAAUACAGGGAGUGGUGUUCCUCCUAGACCACUGCAAAAGCAGCCCCCAUUUCAUCUCCACUAAUAUUAUCCAGAUUUUUGAUGUUUUUGUCCUGAGACUUCAGGAUUGCAACAAGAAAGUGAACCAGCAGGCACUGGAGGCACUGGCUUUGAUGACGCCCAUGCUCAGAGAUGUCUUACACCCAGUGCUGGUCCCUCUGGUAGCAGCAGUCACUGACAACCUGAACUCAAAGCAUGCAGGGAUUUAUACCGCAGCUGUGAAAGUGCUGGAAGCAUUCAUUGCUCACCUAGAUAAUGCAUUGUUGCUGCAAGCAUUUGCCCACCGAGUGCGUUUGCUCAGCGGCCAAGCUCUGCUGGAUGUCACAGAAUGUCUCUCAGUGCUUGUGGCAUCUGUUUAUCCCAUGAAACCCCGAGCUGCCAAGCGCUAUGCCCUACCCGUGCUUUGGUUCUUCCUGGGAAAUAGGGCCCUGCCUGUCCGAAGUGGCAAUGUCAGGGCUGUGGUCAUCAAGCUUGCAGCGAUCCUCUACCAGCUGAUGGGCUCCAGCCUGAAGGAGCAUGCUGCCAGCCAGCCUCAGCAUGUGGCGAAAAACCUCUGGGAAGUUUUGGACCUGAACAUCGGGUGAAGGCUUGGUGUGAUCCAGGAAGCUGAUGUGGGACAGGCAAAGUUGGAUGUGGUGGUGGCAUUUGUUUUAUUCUCUUUGUUUGAAGAAUGGGUUUUACCCUACAGUUUAUAGGAACAGAUAGACAUAGUAUGUUUUGAUGUAGGCUUUUAAAAAAUAAUAAAAAAUAAAAGGAAGUAUUGUCAAAAGUUUUAUAUCUUGAGCUUGUCUUUCCUAAGAAGCUUGCAUAGACACCAAAAAAAUAAAACCCAUGUGUAAGAUGCAAUUUUUAACUGUAAAAAGGAAAAGAAUAUAUUUAUAUAUGUACUUAGAGAGUAAGAGAUGUGUAUAUAUAUAUUUACGUACAAAGUAAGAGAUGGGCUUUGGAAGCAUUUGGGCUACAGGAUUAGAUGGCUUGAUCUGGGAAGCAGAGAAUGAGAAACCAGGACCUGCUAGCCCGGAGGAUAUGUGGUGGAGUUAUAGGAGGAUGUGCAGUUUACUGUAUGUGCCAGUGUACGCCAUAGGUGAGAAGCUGUGAAGCUACCACGUGGCCCCUUUACAAGACUCUGGUAGCUGCUGGUGCAACUGCAGAUACCCGAGAUGUCCAUGUCAAGCUC
Molecule: messenger RNA, 3452 nt
Organism: Phalacrocorax carbo (great cormorant)
Lineage: Eukaryota; Metazoa; Chordata; Aves; Suliformes; Phalacrocoracidae
Source: RefSeq, a predicted model, not a curated record